AUGUCGAGAUCUCGUAAACGGUCAGCGCCCGCUGACGGCGACGAUCAGACCGAGGAUAGUCCAGAGUCCUCGCCUCCCCGCCGCGCAUCAAACAAGAGGAGGCGCACGAGCGACGAGUCCUCCGUACCUCAGGACACCUUCAGCGACCAAGAUGGCCGUGGGAGCACUCCGCCGUCCGGCGUCGACUCUGAUGAGGAGGAGGACGAAGAAAUACUCAUGCAUAUGACCCAGGCUCUGGAAGCACGAAAGGAGCGCGGAGAACUCAUCAACGAACCCGCCGAGUACGGCAUUUUGGAAGAGGUCCAGGUCAUCAAUUUUAUGUGCCAUAAAGGCUUUGCCUUUAAACUCGGUCCGUUGAUCAACUUCAUCUGCGGCAAGAAUGGGAGCGGCAAAAGUGCCAUACUCACCGCCAUCAUCCUGUGCUUGGGAGGGAAAGCAUCGGCGACCAACAGAGGUGCUCGCCUGCAGAAUUUCAUCAAGGAAGGAGAAGACCAUGCCACCAUCCUCUGCAAAAUCAAGAAUCAGGGCGAGAAUGCCUACAUGCCCGAACUCUACGGAGCGACCAUUCAGGUCGAACGUCACAUCCAGCGCAACGGCAGCAGCGGCUUCAAGCUCAAAUCUGAAAGAGGCCGUGUGAUUUCGACCCGAAAGUCCGACCUCGAGGAGAUCUGCGACCACAUGAUGUUGCAGAUUGAGAAUCCCUUGGCUGUCCUGUCUCAAGACCAGGCGCGCCAGUUCCUUUCGGGCUCGAGUCCAACCGAGAAGUACAAGUUCUUCAUGAAGGGCGUUCAGCUUGAACAACUCGAUCAGGACUACCGUCUCAUCGAAGAGCAGCUCGACAACAUCAGUGCCAGAAUCCGUGAAAGGGAGCCGGAUCUCAAGGUGCUCAAGGACAGGCAUGAGCGAGCAGCGACGAAGUUGGCCAUAGCCGAAAAGCAUGAGGGCAUGCGAUCCAAGUUGCGCGAGCAAACCCGGCAGCUCACCUGGGCCCAAGUCGCGGCCAAGGAGGAUAUCCGCGACGAGUACCUCGAGGAGAUCCGGAAAACAGACGAAAGGAUAGUCGCUGCCCGGGCCAAGGCCGAGGAGCUCGACAUUGUCUUUCAGCAGUCCGAUCAAGCUCUGUCUGUGGCAAAGGAGGAAUAUGAAGCUGCAAAGGCAGAAGUUGACCGCCUCAAGGCUGAGAAAGCCGAAGAGAAGGCGCAAUAUGAGGAAAUCAAAAAGAGCUGCGCAGACGCCCAAGCCGAGCAGCGUCAAAUUGGUUCCCACAUCAAGGCCACCGAGCAGAACAUUGCCAAGAGGAAGGAGGCCAUCAGCCAGGAGGAGCACAGACUGGCAGACCUCGAUGGCGGUGGUGCCGCCCGUCGCAUUGCUGAACGCAAUCUCGCGGAAGAGGCAGUCAUGACCCUGAAGCAGAAGCAGCAUGAGCACUCCGAGCGGAGACAAUCCUGCGUCGACGACGUUGCUCGGAUGCAAAAGCUGCUGGAUGAGAGCGCCCAGGCGAAGAAGCAAGAGGACGCCAGAGUAUCCGAGCUGGAAAACCUGAUCAAAUCACUCAAGGAAAACCGCGAUUCACAAGAUUUAGCUCUACACAGGAACAUGCGGGUCUUGCUACAAGCGAUACAGCAGGAACGGGGAUUCCAAGAACGUCCUGUAGGUCCGAUCGCAAAACAUGUCAGACUACUGAAACCGGAGUGGUCUGCGAUACUCGAAACAGUCUUUGGUAAGGCGCUUGCCGGUUUCAUUGUUACCAGCAAGCGAGACGAGACUCUACUGAGCAGCAUUAUGCGACGAAAUGGUUGCGGCGAUCUGCCCAUCUUUAUCACCAACCACUCGCCGCUAGAUGUCGAGUCACAUCUGCCGGAUGCUCAUUACCAGACAAUUUUGAGUGCGUUGGAAAUCGACCACGAGCUAGUCAAAAAGCAGCUCAUCAUCGCCAAUCAAAUCGAACAGUCCAUUCUGAUUCCUGACGUAUUCGAGGCCACGCAGAUCCUCCGCAAUGGUGGCACACCUUUACCGCGCGUUCGAAGAUGCUACUGCCUAGGUCAAAAGAUCAAGGAAAAAGGUUUCAUGCUGUCUUAUCGCGGCGGGACAGUGGCCCAAGAUCCGACACAUGGUUGGACGAAAGCUCCCAGGAUGAAGACCGACGUCGGAGAGAACAUUCGCUUGCAGGAACGAACCCUCGAGGAACGCAAGGCUGAGCGUCUUCGCGCCGAGCAGGAAUUCAGUAGCGCGCGCAACCGGCAUCUGAAGGCGAAGCAAGCCCUCAAAGCUCAUGAUAACCACACGGCGGAACUUCGUAUUCAAGUACAGAAAGCGGAAGACAGGGUUGAGCAACUGGAGGAUGCUAUCCGAGACGACCAUUCUGAAAGUGGAAAGCUCGAGCAGCUGCGUCAAGAAUUACGAAAGGCUGAGGAUGAAUUGAAAGUCCACGAGAACUCUUUUGAAGACUCGGUUGCUGAACUCGACGAGUUGAAAAAGAAGCUCCGCGCGGCGCGCGACAAAUGCGACCAAGUCGACGACCGGAUCCAAUCAGCUAAUGGAGUCGCCGAGAAGGCGAAAGAAGCAGCUCAGGCCGCCAGCCGGAAACGUGAGUAUGACCUGUACGAAAAGAACAAUGCCUUUGCCGUCACUGAGGAAGGUCAGAGCGACCGUGGCUCGCUAGAGCGGAGGUUAAAAGAGAUCGAGGACCAUGUCGCCAGUUUCACAGAGCAAGCCCGGGCUGUGUGUGAGCGGGUCAAUCUCCCUGAAGGAGAGACUUAUGACAGCCUGAAGAGGAAGCACGAAAAGCUGAGGGCAGAAUAUGAGAAGUGGAAGAAGCAAGUCGGCGACCCGGCCGAGUUGGCUGCGGAAGCUUCGAAGUGCUCCAAGGCGUUUCGGAAAGCUGAGGACGACAUGCAGACUCUGGAAUCGCUACAGGAACAACUCCGAAGGACGCUCACGAAUAGGAAGAUGCGGUGGGAACGGUUCCGGCAGCACAUCACCGCUCGGUCGAGGGCAGGCUUCAUCAUGAAGCUGAGCGAAAGAGGCUUUCGAGGGAAAUUGCACGUGGACCAUGUGAAGAAAGUCAUGGACAUUGCGGUCGAACCCGACAUCACUAGACGAAGCGGAGAAGGUCGAAGUGCAAAGACUCUUUCCGGAGGCGAGAAGUCCUUCUCUCAGAUCUGUCUCUUGCUGUCGAUCUGGGAGGCCAUGGGUGUUCCUAUUCGCUGUCUCGACGAGUUUGACGUGUUCAUGGAUGCGGUAAACAGGAACACCAGCGUCAAAUUGUUGAUCGAUGGGGCAAGACACAGCACGAGCGGGCAGUUUAUUCUGAUCAGUCCUGGCACGCAAUCUGACAUUCCCAUCGCCGACGAUGUCAACAGAGUCGAGUAA
Messenger RNA from Cladophialophora yegresii CBS 114405, 3372 nucleotides. RefSeq lists its product as uncharacterized. The coding region runs from base 1 to 3372 and encodes 1123 amino acids. Gene Ontology annotation, molecular function: single-stranded DNA binding; damaged DNA binding. Gene Ontology annotation, biological process: double-strand break repair via homologous recombination. Gene Ontology annotation, cellular component: nucleus; Smc5-Smc6 complex; site of double-strand break. The record is from RefSeq and is a predicted model, not a curated record. NCBI's taxonomy places the organism in Eukaryota, Fungi, Ascomycota, Eurotiomycetes, Chaetothyriales, Herpotrichiellaceae. The transcript is spliced from 2 exons.